This is a messenger RNA of Scomber scombrus (Atlantic mackerel), 3418 nucleotides long. RefSeq names its product 1-acylglycerol-3-phosphate O-acyltransferase 2 (lysophosphatidic acid acyltransferase, beta) (gene agpat2). The coding region runs from base 213 to 1025 and encodes 270 amino acids. Gene Ontology annotation, cellular component: endoplasmic reticulum; membrane. The transcript is spliced from 6 exons. Gene Ontology annotation, biological process: phosphatidic acid biosynthetic process. NCBI's taxonomy places the organism in Eukaryota, Metazoa, Chordata, Actinopteri, Scombriformes, Scombridae. Gene Ontology annotation, molecular function: 1-acylglycerol-3-phosphate O-acyltransferase activity. The record is from RefSeq and is a predicted model, not a curated record.
UUGCCAUCUCCCGGUGUGCACCACCCCCCUUCCCUCCUCAAACCCCACCUGAAGGAUUACUCCUAGUGACUGUGUAAUGUUUGUCGGGGUCGCGGUGCCUCUCGCAUCGUAGCUGACCAUCGGGCUUCUUCUCCUUCCUCCUGCAAGCCAAACCUCGUGUGUUUAUCGCUGUGAGUUUUUUUUUUUUUUUUGGGUGCUGUGCUGGCUUCGCUAUGGAUGCGCUGUGGAUGGCACCGCUGCUGCUGGUCCCAGUCCUGAUGUGGACCAGCAGCACGUUUGUUUUCUAUUUCAAAAAGUGCUUUUACGUCGCCUGGAUGAUGAUGUUGGCUCUGAUUGCGAUACCCCUGUGCAUACUGAAGAGCGGAGGCAGGGACGUUGAAAACAUGAGGAUUAUCCGCAACCUGGUUCGUCAUGUAAAGUAUUUCCUGGGUCUUCGAUUUGAAGUGAGCGGCUGGGAGCAUCUGCAGACAAAGGGACCCUACGUCAUCAUCUCAAACCACCAGAGCUCCUUGGACGUUUUAGGCCUGAUGGAGAUCUUACCGGACCGCUGCACCAUGAUUGCCAAGAAAGAGUUGAUCUACGCCGGCACAGUGGGCCUCAUUUGCUGGCUGGGCGGCAUCGUCUUUAUCAACCGCAAGAAGACGAGCGAUGCCAAGAGCGUCAUGGCCGACGCUGCCAAAACCAUGUUGGACGACCAGAUUCGUCUGUGGGUGUUCCCAGAGGGAACGCGAAACCAGAGAGGCGACCUGCUGCCUUUCAAAAAAGGCGCAUUUCACCUGGCAGUGCAGGCACAAGCACCCAUCAUACCCAUCGUUUUCUCUUCCUACAGUAACUUCUACCUACGGGAACAAAAGCAGUUCAAUUCGGGGACCAUCACAUUGAAGAUCCUUCCAAAGAUCGAGACAAAGGGGAUGACGUCAGACGACGUGGCAUCCCUCUCUGACAAAUCCUUCAAUGUGAUGCGCUCAGCCUUCCUGGACAUCUCUAACUCCAUAACCCAUAGCAACGGGCCCCUGAGGCACUGAACAUUUACCAUUUUAUUCUCGCCUCUUCCUCUCCUAUGUCCCUGUCUGAGACCCACUCCUCCCCCAGACCUUCCCACUCCUCCCAGGUUGUCCCAUCACCUGGCCAGGAAACAACAUGACACAGGUCUCUUGUCAUGAAUUCUCUUGUCUAGUUGACGCCUGGUCCGGCCUGCCUCUGGCCUGACCGUACAGCACAGUCAGUCCCGACCCUCACCGUGUCUGCAGCAGCAGCGCUGCUCUGCACGCCGUGAGCGGAGUGACGGACGGCAAGCCGAACAGUAUGGAUGUGUGUUGUUCUUCAUGCAUGCCUUUUGGAUGGCUCUGUCCACCUUCAUCCUUGCUUUGUUCUCUGGCUUUGGAAGCCUGACUUUGUUAUCGUCACACUUUAUCGCCAUUUUAUACUCUUUGACCUCUUUUUUUUUUUUUUUCUUUCUCCUGCUUCUGCCUUGUGUUCAGCAUAUAAGUCUUGGCAUUUUUGCUUUUCUGUUCAUAAAUGUCACUGGAUUUUUAUGUUCUUCUCAUGCUGCCUUUUUGUUAUUAGUUAUUUUGGACGCUCACGUACGCACAGAAACAUAUACACAUACACACACAGGCAAAGUGUCCCAUCUCCUUCCUUCCUCUCCUUUUUAGUGUGUUGUCCCCCCACUCUGCAUUCCAGUCUCUUGCCUAAAGACAAAAGGAGCGGGGUCUCCACGAGCGGUGGAGUGUGCGGAGGUGGGAGGUCGCCCACCGGCUGACCUCGGACUUCUUUUAGUUUGUUGCUAUGAAUUCAACUCUAUAUCCACAUUGGCUCUUUAACUCUAUGACCAAUAGCUCCAUGACAUACUUCAUGAUGUCAGACAGCAAGGAAUUCAAGGUUACAAAACACAGUGUAUAACAAUAGCACCCACCUGUACUGAAUUAAUAGACUUGAUCAGUGUGUCCAUUGUUAGUGUAUCAUUGUGCUUUCUUUCAGUUUGUCUUCUCAAAAGAUUAGAAAUAACCUGCGUGCAGCAUUCAGCAAAUGUCUUUUUGCUGUAUUCUGUAUUUUUGCGCUCUAUUUAUUUCUGAACUGGAUAAUCUUGUUUUUCUUUGUUGUUGUUUUUUAUUUUUUUUAUUUUAAGGCGAUAACACGUUUUUCACUCCUCCGGAGGAACUCACAAGUGAACCUAUUUAAGAUGUGUCAAAAAGAUGAUCUCAUAAAGUGCAAUGUCCAACUGUUUUCACAUUACUGUUCCAAAGUGCAAGCUACCUGCUGUGCCAUGACAAAGGGUUUUAUUUUUUUUGAGAAGCUGCCAGCGUAAGCCCAUUAAUAGCUCACUAUGAUCUACGUAAUCAGUUAUCUAUUGACUGAUUUCCCCCUUUACCAUUGAUCAAAGGUAGUUCUUAUUGUAGAGAAGAGAGUAGAGAGAACUGAGGAAUGGUUCAGAUUUCAAAGCAUUGUUCCACUCAGUCUGUUUUUAUUUGUUCUAAUUAAUUUGAAGAUUUAUAAAUUACUAACAAACCUGGCAUACAUUAAGUCUACAUCUCCUGAAGAGUUAAAUUGCUUUAAAUAUGUUUUAUUAUUGAUUUGAAGAGUUUUAUGAAAGUAAAAUGAGUAACAUUGUUUUGGUUGUGAUGUUUCUGAUUCCGUUAACCUCGUAGAAGAAUAUUUGAUUAUUUAAAAAGUUGUGGAAAUGUUUGGCCUUAAGUCUGAUUGGUGGUUGUUGCACUUUGGAUUGUUCAGCUAGUAUGCUUUUUUUGGGUUAGAUUUAUGUUUUAUAACAUGUAGUAACGAUUACUUCUAUCCAUAUAGAAACUGACUGAAAUGGGUUUUUUUGGGUUUGUUUAUUUUUUUACAUCCAGGUCUUAAAUUUCAUAUUGCUCACUGCCUUUACAUUGUUUGCAAAAUCACUUAUUGCGCUGCUUUCACCCAUCAAACACCCAUCUGAGAAUGUAUUUCAGCAUUCAGGGUUAUUUGUGCAUCGCUAGUUGCAUCUUUUUUUUUUUUUUUUUUAAUAUUCUUUGAAGUUAUUGUAUUAAAGUGGGAUGUUGUCUUGGCCAUACAGUCAGUAUCAAAUCUAGGAAAAAUGUAUUUAUUUGAUCAAUAAAUGUUAAAAAUGUACACCUAGACUGACAUGUUGUGAACACAGACCUUCUGAGGAGAUGAGAAUGGAUUCAUCAAUACUUGGUACCAAGCCUGUACACUGCUGUUCAUAGUUGAGUGCAGCAGUAGUUUUAGUGAUACCUGACGGGCUCUUGGCUUUAAAUACAUGUGAUGGUCAGGGUUCAAUUUAUGUUCAAGGCCAGUAUAGUGGAGUUACUGCCCCUACUAAUCAUAAUUAAUCAAAGUAUCAGAGUAUUUUUUCUUAUCUAUAAGCAAAUUUUACCUUUGGAGCAAGUGGUUUGAAUGUUAAAAAGUACUAUUACCAAAU